AUGACAUCUAAAGGAAAUCUUGAAUUCAACACCAACCCUCUCGACCAACCGAGACGUAUCAUUAACUGUAUUUCCGGAGGUUUUGCAGGUGGAGGCGCCACAAGCUCGGCAAGAAAGCAGUCUUACCGAACUAUGCUUUCAAUAGAAGCCAAUCAAAAUCAUCAUCAGACACCUCCACACUUCCCUCAAAUUACAUUCCAGGACUCCGACUUCAACACAAACGUAACAAAUCUAGAUGACCCCGUUGUGAUCUCCCUACAGCUCGGCGACCUCCUAGUUAAAAAGGUUUUACUGGACCCUGGGAGUAGUGCCGAUGUUCUUUUAUACUCCACAUUUCAGAAGAUGAAGCUUAGCAACAACAUCCUCCAACCUUCCACCGGAGACCUGGUCGGUUUCUCAGGUGCAACAUAUCAACGACUAAUGGACAAAGUAUUUGCCGAACAGAUCGGCAGGAACAUUAAGGUCUACGUUGACGAUAUGGUCGCCAAAACAAAGAUAGACAACAACCACCUUGAUGACCUCGCAGAAAUUUUUCGUCAAAUCAGAAAUACAACAUGUGGUUAA
Arachis stenosperma is the source of this 564-nucleotide messenger RNA. RefSeq lists its product as uncharacterized. The record is from RefSeq and is a predicted model, not a curated record. The coding region runs from base 1 to 564 and encodes 187 amino acids. The transcript is spliced from 2 exons. NCBI's taxonomy places the organism in Eukaryota, Viridiplantae, Streptophyta, Magnoliopsida, Fabales, Fabaceae.